Cavia porcellus (domestic guinea pig) is the source of this 2680-nucleotide messenger RNA. RefSeq names its product cytokine receptor like factor 3 (gene Crlf3). The transcript is spliced from 8 exons. The coding region runs from base 109 to 1437 and encodes 442 amino acids. Gene Ontology annotation, molecular function: protein binding. Lineage: Eukaryota; Metazoa; Chordata; Mammalia; Rodentia; Caviidae. The record is from RefSeq and is a predicted model, not a curated record.
GGACAGGGCGUGGGGUAGCGGCGUUUCCGCCUGCGGGAAGCAGCGCGAGUGAGCUCUCAGGCGCUCGGCACAGUCAGUCAGCAACCCGCGCCUCAGCGGUGUGGCCGGAUGAGGGGCGCCAUGGAGCUGGACCCCGAGCUGUUGCUGCAGGAGGCCCGCGAGAACGUGGAGGCGGCGCAGAGCUACCGGCUGGAGCUGGGCCAGCGGCUGCAGGGACUGCAGGAGGCGCAGAGGCAGAUUAAAGAGAGUGCAUCACAGACACGAGGUGUCCUCAGGCAUCAUUUUAGUGAUUUGAAGGAGACCCUAGGGAAACUCCUGGAUGAGCGGCUGGUGACUCUUUUGCAAGAGGUGGAUACCAUUGAGCAGGAGACCAUUAAACCACUAGAUGACUGCCAGAAGCUCAUAGAGCAUGGGGUUAACACUGCAGAGGACUUAGUCCGAGAAGGUGAGAUUGCCAUUCUUGGUGGUAUAGAGGAACAGAAUGAGAAACUGUGGAGCUUUACCAAAAAGGCCUCACACAUUCAGUUGGACAGUUUACCAGAAGUGCCCUUGCUGGUUGAUGUGCCUUGCUUGUCUGCUCAAUUGGAUGAUUCCAUUCUUAACAUAGUGAAAGACCACAUUUUUAAGCAUGGGACAGUGGCAUCCCGUCCACCAGUGCAGAUAGAAGAGCUGAUAGAGAAGCCUGGGGGCAUCAUUGUGCGAUGGUGUAAGGUGGAUGAUGACUUUAUAGCUCAAGAUUACAGGCUUCAGUUCCGUAAAUGUAAUUCAAAUCAUUUUGAAGAUGUGUACGUAGGUUCUGAAACUGAAUUCAUAGUGCUGCACAUAGACCCCAAUGUUGAUUAUCAGUUCAGAGUCUGUGCUCGAGGAGAUGGCCGGCAGGAGUGGAGUCCUUGGAGCAUCCCCCAGAUAGGUCAUUCCACAUUGGUGCCUCAUGAGUGGACAACUGGCUUUGAGGGAUACAGUCUGAGCAGUCGAAGAAACAUAGCACUCCGGAAUGAUUCUGAAUCCUCAGGUGUUCUUUACUCCAGAGCUCCAACCUAUUUCUGUGGGCAGACAUUAACAUUCAGGAUUGAGACUGUGGGGCAGCCGGACCGCAGAGACAGUAUUGGAGUUUGUGCAGAGAAGCAGAGCGGGUGUGACUCCUUGCAGCGGGACCAAGCAGUGUGCAUCAGUACCAAUGGUGCAGUGUUUGUAAAUGGAAAAGAAAUGACUAACCAGUUGCCUGCAGUUACUUCUGGAUCUACUAUCACAUUUGACAUUGAAACUGUGACUCUUGGAACCACCAAUAUUAAUGAAGGCGGAAACUUUAAGCUCCGAGUAACUAUUAGCUCAAAUAACAGAGAAGUGGUGUUUGAUUGGCUACUUGAUCAGUCUUGUGGUUCUCUUUACUUUGGGUGCUCGUUUUUCUAUCCUGGAUGGAAAGUGUUAGUGUUUUAGAGUCUUGGAUACUUGGCUUUGUGUUUGCGGAGUCACCAUUGCUGUCUUCAGCCCAGUAUAGUUGUAACUGAUUAAAGAAGUUGAAUUCAUCUCUCAGGCCUCUGGAAAUGGAAAAUGUUUACUGGAUUCAUUUUGUAAUACAGUAUUUUAGUAAUAAGAGAGUUGAACAGUAUGGACAAAACCAUACUUCUGUCAAUUUUGCUUUUAGCAUAUUGUUAUUUAAAAAUAUCACAUAAGAAAGAUCAAAUUAGAUUUCAAGGGGCUGGAGAUUCAGCUCAGUGGCACAGCACCUGCCUGGCAAGUGCAAGGUCAUGAGUUCAAUCCCUGGUACAAAAAAAACACCACCAAAAAAGAUUAGAUUUGAGAUUCUAGCAAGAUACAAAAAGUCCUGGCCCUCUACUGUAGUUCUUCUUACACUUGAUUAUUAGAAGAACUUACUGUACUGUUCUUUUAUUAAAUCUCCAUCAAGAAUGAAGUCCUUGUAAGACUUUGGAAUAAAAGGACAGGAAUAGAGCUGUGAGAAGCCAGAGUUAUGGCACAUGCAUUCACUCGUGUGUCCUCUGUGAGUGUGCUGACAGUGCACUCUGCCUUCAGGGAUUUGAAAGCAGUAUUAAGUUUUAGCUCAUGGUCAGUCAUCUUUAUGUCUGGAAAGCUUUAUCAUUUCUGCAUUUUUUCACAAUGCCUGAGCAAGUGCCUGGAGUAGGCAGGUAUUAUCUUUGCGCUUUCCUUGCAGUUUGAUUCAAGAUAGGGUUGGGGUAUGUGCAGGCUGAAAUUCCUCGAGGCUCAGCAGUGUUAGCCCUCGGGCAUGUGCAGUUUCAGUGGGGUGUGUGCUGUGAGCUGUGGUCCAGUUUAAUGUCAGUUGAUAAAUGGUCUGUUAAUGGACCAAAGAAAUAUAGGGUAAAACUUGACCUAUUUUUUUAAACUUAAAUUUGUGUAAAAUAUUUAUUUGAAGGACUUACUUAAUAUGUUAAAUAAUGUCCUAAACUUACUAUAUUAGCCUACAGAUUUUUUAAUGUGAAUUUUCUUUUCAUAUUUACCAGCAGUAGAAAAAUGGGAAAGCAAGUUGAUAUUUUUGUAAGAUAAUUUAUUUGGGGAUUCAUGUUCCCUGUUAGACAAUCACGACCUUUCUUUUCGCCUUUAUAAAUGUAAGUAGCCUUUCACGUGUUUAGUGACUGUUACGAGGUUCAAGCAUGUAGAUGUCUUGUCUAGCUGUCUGAAACAAAAUAAAAAACUCAGAGUUAAA